AUGCUCGCUUCAAGACUUGGGUUUCGGACAGCGACGCGAUCGCUGCAUGUUCGGCCUCGGUUCCAAGCACAAGCACAAGCACAUACUAAGCGACUGUCAGGACAUCAACUGCGCCAAUUUGCAGAUCGUUCACCAUACAGCCAAAGGAAUGGACAACAGCAAUGGAGCCGGAUUGGCCCUGUGCGAAAUGCUCAGUAUCUCUGGAGAUACCACCGAACUGCUGUCUUGUCGGUUGGCGGUGCUGGCGUUGUGUUCUACGUGUACAACCUCGAGGAAGUCCCGAUCACACAUCGUCGACGGUUCAAUAUCUACUCUCCAGAGACUGAGAAAGCGCAAGCCGGUGGUCCACAGGCCUAUAAUAUGAUUCUCGACCAAUUCCGGGGGAAGGUUCUUCCAGGGGACCAUCCUACAACAGCAAUGGUAGCCCGUGUUGUCGAACGUCUACUCCCAUCAACCGGGGGAUUGGCCGGGGAUGAGUGGCGGGUACACGUCAUCGAUGACCCGGAACAAAAGAACGCGUUUGUUCUGCCAGGCGGCAAAGUGUUUGUGUUCACCGGCAUCCUACCAAUCUGCCAAACUGAAGCAGGCAUCGCUGCUGUCUUGGGACACGAGAUUGCCCAUAAUGUUGCGCAUCACGCAGCCGAACGGUUGUCCAGCAGACUACCCCUUGCUGCUGCGUCUAUUAUUAUCCAGUUAGUCUUCCAGACUGACGCCUUCCUUUCUGAUUCUGCCGUGAAUCUUCUGCUGGAUCUCCCGCACUCACGAACCCAAGAAGCCGAGGCCGACCAUAUUGGUCUCUUGUUAAUGGCCGAGGCGUGUUAUGAUCCUCGAGAAGCGGUAGCAUUCUGGACACGCAUGAAGAAGGCAGAGAAAUACGAACCUCCUCAAUUCCUAUCGACACAUCCGACGCAUUAUAAUCGCAGCGAAUCACUGAAGCAGUGGAUGCCAGAAGCUCUAAGAAAGUAUGAAGACAGUGGCUGUGAAGCCACCGGCCGGUCUUUCAGAGAUUUCGUCGGUACAAUGGGUAAACAACUUCCAGCACCUUGA
This is a messenger RNA of Exophiala spinifera, 1047 nucleotides long. RefSeq lists its product as uncharacterized. Gene Ontology annotation, cellular component: mitochondrial inner membrane. Gene Ontology annotation, molecular function: metalloendopeptidase activity. NCBI's taxonomy places the organism in Eukaryota, Fungi, Ascomycota, Eurotiomycetes, Chaetothyriales, Herpotrichiellaceae. The record is from RefSeq and is a predicted model, not a curated record. The transcript has a single exon. Gene Ontology annotation, biological process: mitochondrial protein processing; protein quality control for misfolded or incompletely synthesized proteins. Bases 1 to 1047 code for a protein of 348 amino acids.